UCUGUGGUUUACUGCCAGCCCCCUUCACAUGCUUGUGUAUAUAAGCCCUGCCUCUCCCUUUUUUCUGCACUUCUGCCUUGUGUCUGAAUCCUCAUCGUCAGUCGAAGGACAAGCAGACAAAAUGCGUGAGUGUAUUUCUAUGCAUGUUGGCCAAGCUGGAGCCCAAAUGGGCAAUGCAUGCUGGGAGCUGUACUGUCUGGAACAUGGAAUCCAGCCAGAUGGUCAGAUGCCUUCUGACAAGACUAUUGGAGGAGGGGAUGACUCAUUCAACACCUUCUUCAGUGAGACAGGGGCAGGAAAGCAUGUACCCAGGGCCAUCUUUGUCGAUCUGGAACCUACUGUCAUUGAUGAGGUGCGUACAGGAACCUACCGACAGCUGUUCCACCCUGAGCAGCUUAUUACAGGAAAGGAAGAUGCUGCCAACAACUACGCACGUGGUCACUACACCAUCGGCAAGGAGAUCAUAGACCUUGUUCUAGAUAGGACACGUAAACUGGCUGAUCAGUGCACUGGUCUGCAAGGUUUCCUCAUCUUCCACUCCUUUGGAGGAGGAACUGGUUCUGGUUUUACCUCCCUGCUGAUGGAAAGACUCUCUGUCGACUAUGGGAAAAAGUCCAAACUUGAAUUUGCUGUCUAUCCAGCACCCCAGGUUUCCACAGCAGUAGUGGAGCCUUACAACUCCAUUCUAACCACCCACACCACACUGGAGCACUCCGAUUGUGCUUUCAUGGUGGACAAUGAGGCCAUCUAUGAUAUCUGCCGCAGAAAUCUUGACAUUGAGAGACCAACCUACACCAACUUGAACAGGCUUAUUGGUCAGAUUGUGUCUUCAAUCACAGCAUCCCUGCGUUUUGAUGGAGCCCUGAAUGUUGACCUGACAGAGUUCCAGACCAACUUGGUGCCUUAUCCUCGUAUCCACUUCCCUCUGGCCACUUACGCUCCAGUGAUCUCUGCUGAAAAAGCCUACCAUGAGCAACUAUCUGUGGCUGACAUCACCAAUGCAUGCUUUGAACCAGCUAAUCAGAUGGUGAAAUGUGACCCACGUCAUGGCAAAUACAUGGCUUGCUGUCUGCUAUACCGUGGCGAUGUUGUACCCAAAGAUGUAAACUCAGCCAUUGCUGCCAUCAAAACCAAACGUACCAUCCAGUUUGUGGACUGGUGUCCCACAGGUUUCAAGGUGGGAAUCAACUACCAGCCUCCUACUGUAGUUCCUGGAGGAGACCUUGCUAAGGUGCAAAGAGCUGUGUGCAUGUUGAGCAACACCACCGCCAUCGCUGAGGCCUGGGCCAGGCUCGACCACAAGUUUGAUCUCAUGUAUGCCAAGAGAGCCUUUGUCCACUGGUAUGUUGGAGAGGGAAUGGAGGAGGGAGAGUUCUCAGAGGCCAGAGAAGAUAUGGCUGCUUUAGAGAAGGAUUAUGAAGAGGUGGGCACUGACAGCAUGGGAGAUGAAGAUGAAGAGGGAGAGGAGUAUUAAGGGGGCCAAAACCAGCACACAUUCCAAAUGUUGCUCUGAAUAGAGCACAUUCCCAGAAGCAUCCAUAAAUGCUGAGAAAGUUAUCUGUCAAUAUUAUCAAUAAAAGCUCACAUGAAUGAA
Molecule: messenger RNA, 1594 nt
Organism: Gambusia affinis (western mosquitofish)
Lineage: Eukaryota; Metazoa; Chordata; Actinopteri; Cyprinodontiformes; Poeciliidae
Product: tubulin alpha chain
Exons: 4
Coding region: 29-1474 (481 amino acids)
Biological process (GO): mitotic cell cycle; microtubule cytoskeleton organization
Cellular component (GO): microtubule; cytoplasm
Molecular function (GO): GTP binding; structural constituent of cytoskeleton
Source: RefSeq, a predicted model, not a curated record